AUGUUUGGGAACGCGCAUCAAAAUUACGGAAAUGGAAAUAUGAACCAGUUCUCCUCGUCCGUUCCGCGUAACGAUGCAUUUUCUUCAUCUAAUCGUUACAGUACUGCAUCAAACGGGUCUUAUAACUCCAUGAACGUAACCAGACCGCCAGCUGCCGCUUUUAGUGCAACCUACAUGCGUGAACAGAGUUCUCAUCCUUCGUUGCAAGAGCAUUUGCAACGCGAACAAAAAGGGGCCGUCUUCACGGAUGUCCCUCAACUCAAUUAUCCUACGACUCCAACAAGCCACACGGGAUUCUCCACUGGACUUCAGAAUCCACAGGGUUUAAGUACGCCUCCUGUUGCGAGCUUUGGUGCCCCAUCAAGCCUCUACAGCCACGGGAACAAUUCUCAAAGUAAUCUACGUGGCAACCCUCUCGCAAAUCCUCACCUUUCUCCAGGGCAGUAUUCGGUGUGCUCUGACUAUGGAGCUGAUCAGAGCUAUACAGAGAGUCCUCAGCACUCUCAAUAUCUCAACUCCGCCCAACAUCAGAGCCCUGUUCGCCGUUUAAGGGGAGGCUAUGGCGUUACGACUACCAGCUCUAACAAUGCCCCGACUGCAUUGAUGCACACGCAGUCAAUCGAUUCGCAGCAGCGCCAAGCCGUACCUACUUCUAACUACAUGUAUUUCGAGAGGCGGCCCGAAUUACUAUCUAAAUCCACCCAAGAUAGAGCUGCAGCUGUCAAAUUGAAAAUCGAAAACUUUUACCAAUCCUCUGUGAAUUAUGCCAUUGAGCGUAAUCAAAGGAGAGUUGAGCUCGAAUCUCAGUUGGUUUCUCAGGACUGGUCAGAUGAGAGGAAAAAUAGACAACUAUCGUCGUUAGGGAAGAAAGAGUCUUCGUUUUUGAGACUUCGUCGGACGAGGUUAUCUCUCGAUGAUUUUCAAACUGUAAAAGUUAUAGGUAAGGGAGCUUUUGGCGAGGUGAGGUUAGUACAAAAGAAAGACACUGGUAAAAUAUAUGCCAUGAAAACACUUUUAAAGUCCGAGAUGUAUAAAAAGGAUCAACUAGCACACGUGAAGGCUGAAAGGGACGUUUUGGUUGGAAGUGACUCUCCUUGGGUAGUAUCAUUAUACUAUUCGUUUCAAGAUGCCCAAUACCUGUACUUGAUUAUGGAGUUUCUCCCCGGGGGUGAUCUUAUGACCAUGUUGAUAAGAUGGCAAAUAUUUACCGAGGACGUUACGAGGUUUUAUAUGGCCGAAUGCAUUUUAGCUAUAGAAGCUAUUCACAAACUGGGUUUUAUACACAGGGACAUCAAGCCAGAUAAUAUCUUGAUCGAUAUUCGCGGGCAUAUCAAGUUAUCCGAUUUUGGCCUUUCGACUGGGUUUCACAAAACCCAUGAUUCGAGCUAUUACAAAAAGUUAUUACAACAGGAUGAGGCUAAUGCUGCUUCGAACAAUUUACAAAAACCUUCCAUGGGCAUCAAUGCCAAUGCAUCUGGCACAAACCGGAACACUAUGCUUGUCGAUGCAAUCAGCUUAACAAUGACCAACCGACAACAAAUACAAACGUGGAGAAAGUCGCGCCGGUUAAUGGCCUACUCCACAGUCGGAACUCCCGAUUAUAUUGCUCCUGAGAUUUUUCUUUAUCAAGGGUACGGUCAAGAGUGUGAUUGGUGGUCACUAGGAGCUAUCAUGUACGAAUGUUUGAUCGGGUGGCCCCCUUUUUGCUCUGAGACACCUCAAGAGACUUACAGAAAGAUCAUGAACUUCGAGCAAGCGCUUCAAUUCCCAGAUGAUAUCCACAUCUCAUAUGAAGCCGAGGAUCUCAUACGUCGAUUAUUAACUCACGCCGAUCACAGGUUAGGUCGCCACACUGGAGCUGAUGAAAUAAAAAACCAUCCCUUUUUCCGCGGGGUUGACUGGAACACGAUUCGCCAAGUUGAAGCGCCGUACAUACCAAAAUUGAGCAGUAUCACGGACACGAGAUUUUUCCCCACGGAUGAGUUAGAAAAUGUUCCUGACAGUCCUGCGAUGGCACAAGCGGCACGUCAACGCGAGCAAAUGAUGAAGCAAGGCCCAAAUGCCGCUAAUAAGGAGGACUUACCUUUCAUCGGUUACACUUACUCGAGAUUUGAUUAUCUCACGAGAAAAAAUGCACUGUGA
Molecule: messenger RNA, 2142 nt
Organism: Lachancea mirantina
Lineage: Eukaryota; Fungi; Ascomycota; Saccharomycetes; Saccharomycetales; Saccharomycetaceae
Source: the annotation of a GenBank genome assembly